This is a messenger RNA of Alligator sinensis (Chinese alligator), 1528 nucleotides long. Its product is annotated as B-cell differentiation antigen CD72-like. Lineage: Eukaryota; Metazoa; Chordata; Crocodylia; Alligatoridae. Gene Ontology annotation, cellular component: plasma membrane. Gene Ontology annotation, molecular function: transmembrane signaling receptor activity. Bases 1 to 1032 code for a protein of 343 amino acids. The transcript has 9 exons. The record is from RefSeq and is a predicted model, not a curated record.
AUGGGUGAGAGUGUGACAUACGCCGACCUGCAGUUCUCCAGGGCCCCCCCGGGAUGGAGCGCACCCCCCCGCACACAGGGGGCAGCACCUCCAGCCCCACAUGAGGCUGACAGCACCUACGAGAACCUGCAUCUGGGCCCUUUGGGCGCGGGGCCGGCCGGGAGCGGGGCCCAGCAGCACAGAGAUCCCCGAUGGAGGGCGCGGCCCCUGCUCCUGGGCCUGCUGGCAGCCUGCCUGGCCCUGCUGGUCACCACCAUCGCCCUGGGGGUCUGCUACGGGCAGCAGGGGCAGCGGCUGCAGCAGGCAUCCCGCGCCCACGCGGCCGAGCGCCACGGCCUGUGGCAGCAGACAGGUGCCCAGGAGCAGCAGCUGGGGCAGGCGCAUGCGGUGCUGGCACGGGCCCAGGAGGAGCUGGCACAAACCCGAGUGGAGCUGGCACAGGAGCAGGAGAAGGGGACCCAUAGCCAGAAGGAGCUGCAGGAGACCAAGACGGUGCUGCGGGAGACCAAGGUGGACCUGGAGCGGGCGCAGGAGCAGGUCAGAAACCUGCAGCAGCAGCUGGAUGAGACUGCGAGAGCCCUGGCCAGUUCCCGGCCCUGCCAGGUCACAGACUGCUGCCCGGAGACCUGGGUGCUGCACCGUGGGAAGUGCCUGUUCCUCUCCAAAGAGGAGCAAUCCUGGGAGCAAAGCAAACAGAGAUGUGAACAGGAAUCCUCCCAGCUCCUCAUCCUCCUGGACCAGGACCGAGACUGGGACCGGGACCGGAACCAGCACUGGGACCAGACAAAGAUGCCGAGCUUCUUAACCAACACAGAUGCCUCGUACUGGAUUGGGCUCUGGAAGAACAAGGGCCGGUGGACGUGGAUCAAUAAGACUCCGUACCCAAACAGUUGGAAACUUAAAGGAUCUAGUAAUUAUGGAGUAAUUAGAAGGGGCAGUAUAGAAACCUCAUACCGUUACAAGCACCACUGGGUAUGUGAGAAGCCGGCUAGCCGCCCACGGGAAGGCACAGAGGCUGUCCUCGCGGUGUGAAGAAAGGAGGCCCUCUCCCGCCGCUCCAGCACGGCCGCGCCUGGCGCGCUUCUCUCCCUGCUCCCUGCACGCAGCACUGCCUGCUCUCCGGCCCUGCCCCAGCCUGGCUGCCCUUGCCCCGCCACCCCCCCCUCCAGCACCUUCAUCCUGCCCGUCGUCCUGCAGCCCAGACCCACGCGGGCUUCCUCGUGCAGCUGCAGCGCACUGCAGACUCCUCCAGGGUCUGGCACUUCCCGAGACGCCCAGGUCCUUCUCCGCCGCGCUGCCCCCAGCUGCGUCUCAUCCACUCUGUGCCUGUGCCCAUGAUCCUUCCUCCCGAGGACAGCGCCGUGCAUGUUUCCAUACUGACCUGCAUCCUGUCAUCUCCAGCCCGGCUUUCCAGUCUGUCAAGAUCCAUCUGUGCUGCGCUGACGUCCUCCAGCGUGUUCACAGCCCUUCCCAGUGUCGUGUCAGAGCCGGGGCCAUGGAUGGACACGUCGAGCAGCCCCGGGCCCCA